CCUUCAUAUGAAUAUAGACCUACAUCUUGUUUUGUGAAUAUAUCUGCAAGUGAAUAUUAGAUGUGCUUGCUUGAGUUUACUAUUUAAUCAACCAAAUCUCCCAUCCGACAUCUUUAUCCUUUACUCUUCAAACACAGCCAUGGCAGCUCAAGUCAGCCUACUCGCAUAUCUCCAACAAGGCCCCCCAACUCUGUCUGUAAUUAGCCAGGGACAAACACAUGACAAUACAACGAGUUCGAAAUACGGGGCACGCGAUAUCGGUGAAACUUAUACUUGGAAUAGCUUCAACAUUGGGACAAUCAUGUCACAAUACGGUCAUCAUCUAAGAAACACGUCUAUCCAUCUUGAGACGAUACCAAACUCUCCUCCACAGCCUAUAAAUGCGGAAGCUGGGCUCAGAUCACGAUUCGAUACUUAUCUCAUUAGACAUAUUAGAAGAGCAAUGCAGAGAAGCUUUCAGGAAUUCCAAGCAUCCGAUCAACUUGGUCAACGCACAGCGCUUGACUUCGGCGAAGGAAAUUUGGCCUGCUUGAAGCACGGUUAUACGCCUGAUACCGCUUAUUUCGAUCCACUUCUUGUGGCACAGACUCGUCCGAAUCGGGCUCCCGGUGAUUUCAAACCAUCGUACAAAUGGUCAAGAGACUUUGAAAACAGUCCAAAUCCAGCUACCGAAAGACAGUUCAAACAAGCGCUGUCUCAAGUCAACUUCUAUAUGCGCCAAAACAAUACUCGGUACGGGUUUCUAUUGACAAAUCGGGAGCUUGUUGCCAUCCAGAAGCCCGACAACACUGGACGACUGUUGCUCUCUCCACAAAUUCCAUGGGAGGCUCAGGGAAAUCCAGCCCAGCCACAAAUGACUGUCAUACUCGCGUUGUGGUACUUGGGGAUGCUGGCCUCUGAUCCCCAAGGAUCUUAUCUUGCUGGGGGACUACCCGCGUAGCGCUUCGCGUAUUGGAAACCAAGUCGAUAUAACCUCCCGGACAAUUAUUUUUACGAAUCGGAGAGCAGGUUGAUAAUCUAGUCGGUCGGGAAUUGCGUGUUUCAACAGAUGGAUGAUAGGGUCGGGGUUCAAGUUUGAUCAAAACUAAAUGAGAUAAUUGAAAGGACUUCGUUUGGACAUCCACCUCUAG
Xylona heveae TC161 is the source of this 1130-nucleotide messenger RNA. RefSeq lists its product as hypothetical. Bases 140 to 940 code for a protein of 266 amino acids. The transcript has a single exon. Lineage: Eukaryota; Fungi; Ascomycota; Xylonomycetes; Xylonales; Xylonaceae. The record is from RefSeq and is a predicted model, not a curated record.